UAUUUGUUAAACAAUGUCUUCAUUUCUUUGUUCUCUCCUUCUCAUUUUCAUUUUCACAUCUCAACUCACCACAGCAGACGUUGACCAAGGUAAGAAUUUCCAAUACUUCUGUGAUCAAAAUAACGAUGGUGGUAUCUACACAACCAACAGCACCUACCACACAAACCUUAACACCCUUUUAUCCAUUCUCACUUCCAACAAAGAAAUCAACUACGGUUUCUAUAACUCCUCUUAUGGCAUAAACAGCGACAAAGUAAACGCAAUUGGACUAUGCAGAGGAGAUUUAAAACCGAAUGAUUGUCGAAAUUGUCUCCAAAAUUCAACUGUGUUUCUAACACAACGUUGUCAAAAUAGAAAACAAGCAAUUGGUUGGUACGAUGAUGAUAGAUGCAUGUUGCGUUACUCAAGCCGUUCAAUAUUUGGUCUCUAUGACACUAGACCUUAUUAUGAAGCAUGGAGUUUGAAGACGGCGAUAAAUGAAGAUGAAUUUGAUAAAGUGCGGAAAAAUUUGUUGGAUAAUUUAAGAAAUAGAGCUGCAUCAGGGGACAGUGACCUUAAAUAUGCUGUAGGAAGUGAUGAGGUUGGUCCAAAUAAUAAUCAAACCAUAUAUGGUCUAGCUCAAUGCACACCUGAUUUGUUUAAAACAUUUUGUGAUGAUUGUUUGGUUCAAUCUAUCAAUGAAAUCGCAAUAUGUUGUAACAACAGGAUGAGUGCUAGAGUUGUUAGACCCAGUUGUUAUUUGAGAUAUGAAACCGAUUCACUCUUUUAUCAACCAACACAAGAUUCACCUUCGUCGUUGUCACCAUCACCGACGUCAGUCCCAUCACUCGCAGCUCCUCCUCCAUUUGCAAAUAACACUACCUCCUAUCCAGGAAAAAGCAACAAUUAUGGUUCUACCAUUGGCAUCGCUAUAGGAGUACCAAUUGCUCUUGUUGCUAUGGUCUUCAUUUUUAUAUGCAUCUAUUUGAAAGUAAGGAAGCCAAAGAAAAGGUUUGAAGAAGUUCAAGAAGAAGAAGACGACGACAAAAUUGAAAUUACAGAGGGACUGCAAUUCCACUUCAACACCAUACGUAUUGCUACAAAUGAUUUCUCAGAUUCUGAUAAACUUGGACAAGGAGGAUUCGGAGUUGUUUACAAAGGUAGGCUCUCUAAUGGACUAGAAAUCGCUAUCAAAAGGUUAUCAAUGAAUUCUGGACAAGGAGAUCUAGAGUUUAAGAAUGAGGUGUUUUUCCUGGCUAAACUUCAACACCGAAAUUUAGUUAGAUUACUCGGUUUCUGCCUAGAAGGGAGUGAAAGACUACUUAUAUACGAGUUUGUUCAUAAUAAAAGUCUUGAUUACUUUAUUUUUGAUCAAGCAAAGAAAGCACAAUUAAAUUGGGAAAGGCGCUACACAAUCAUUUUAGGUAUUGCUCGAGGCAUUCUUUACCUCCAUGAGGAUUCUCGAGUGCGUGUUAUUCAUCGUGAUCUCAAAGCAAGCAAUAUUCUCUUAGAUAAACGGAUGAAUCCUAAGAUAGCUGAUUUUGGCAUGGCAAGACUUUUUGGUGUGGACCAAACCCAGGAAAACACAAAUAGAAUUGUGGGAACCUAUGGGUAUAUGGCACCAGAGUAUGCGAGGCAUGGACAAUUUUCAACAAAAUCAGAUGUCUUUAGUUUUGGUAUAUUAGUUCUUGAAAUUGUAAGUGGUACAAAAAAUAGUUACAUCCGUGAUGGGGAGAAUACGGAAUAUCUCUCGAGCUUUGCAUGGAGAAAUUGGAAGGAGGGGACUGCAGCAAAUAUCAUAGAUCCAACAUUAAACAAUGACUCACUAAAUGAGAUAAUGAGAUGUAUCCAUAUUGGAUUACUUUGUGUUCAAGAGAAUGUAGCUAGCAGACCAACCAUGGCUUCUGUUGUAGUGACGCUUAAUAGCCCUUCUGUUACUCUCCCAAUUCCUUUGCAACCUGCAUUUCAUAUAGGGCCUCAAGAUAUGAAAUCGUCAGGUCAUAGUUCUGCUCAAGAAUCAGUCAAUGGGGCUUCAAAUACACAGCUAUUUCCUCGCUAGCUGAAAUUUUAAUAUUAGCUAUUGAAGAGAGUUUUAGAUGUAUUUGCAUAAUUAAUUGUUUUAACUUUUCAUUAGAAUUCUACAGUAAAAUUUAGGGAUAGUAAAGUGGAACGGCCUCUCUGUUUUGACCCGCCCCACUUAAGCUCGUCUAAAAUGGAACAUGAUAGGUCGAGUCAAUUUAGGUGGUCGAGUCCAAAAUUUCAUAUCCCGUCCAGCUCAGAGACGGACACACGAGUUGAUGGUUGGUCUGUAAAAAAUACUUUUUUAAUGUAUAUUUUUGACAAUUUUGUUAUAAAAAA
Medicago truncatula (barrel medic) is the source of this 2337-nucleotide messenger RNA. Its product is annotated as cysteine-rich receptor-like protein kinase 10. The record is from RefSeq and is a predicted model, not a curated record. The transcript is spliced from 7 exons. The coding region runs from base 14 to 2038 and encodes 674 amino acids. Gene Ontology annotation, cellular component: plasma membrane. Gene Ontology annotation, molecular function: protein serine/threonine kinase activity; ATP binding. Gene Ontology annotation, biological process: protein phosphorylation. Lineage: Eukaryota; Viridiplantae; Streptophyta; Magnoliopsida; Fabales; Fabaceae.